This is a messenger RNA of Aplysia californica (California sea hare), 390 nucleotides long. RefSeq lists its product as uncharacterized. The record is from RefSeq and is a predicted model, not a curated record. NCBI's taxonomy places the organism in Eukaryota, Metazoa, Mollusca, Gastropoda, Aplysiida, Aplysiidae.
CACGUGACGUACCUGGCCAGCGGGAAGUUCAAACAGGAGAAGAAGGUGGUGAGCACAGUGCAAAAGGAGCAGAUCCCGCGGGGAAAGAGCUUCUCCUGGAAGGAGAAUCUGAGGAUUCCCUCCUUGCCACCGUCACAGCUGAAAGGAUGCAAGCUGAUCAAAACGCAGUACAUUUUGCAGUUUCGGGUCGGUUCUGAUGCUCGGUGCUCCUGUGACAACAUCGAAUUUGAAGACGAGAUUAUAAUCGGUACGUUUCCAUUGGUGACCAAGAUGCCAACGCCAGUGAAGGUGGCAAAGGCGCAAGUGGACAAGCCAGUUCCGAAUGCGGUGUUGCCUCUUACCAUACCAGCAGAAGAAGGGAAAGUCGAUUCUAGAGAAAAAUUGGUCUAA